AUGGGCUCCGAAGGUCCAAUUCCCGGGAAAGGCUAUGGAGGGGGCGACAUCUUCGUUGGUGGUGCUCGGCCGUUUGGCGUAACAAAGGUUGGGAUUGAUACAACGGCUGCAAAUUGGUCGAUUGCGGUGCUCAACGGAGGUUGGACUCCUGAUGGCAAUGUCACCGCCAUUAGCAUGAUGCAUGAGAGCGGGACUGGGGGCGCACCAAAAUAUGGGAUCAUUCCGCAAAUGCCUCUCACCAACGUGGCUUUUCCGGUGAACGUACUUGAUAAUCUUACCUAUAGUCAGCCCAGAAUUGGUCAAGAUACCGCCAGUGUGGGUUAUUUCGAAACCCAGUUACAGAAUGGCGUUCAAGUAGAGAUAUCAGCAUCCCGUCACGCCGGGAUAAUGCAGUACUCUUUUCCAAAGGGCGAAAAGCAUGUUUUAGUCGAUAUCUCACAUUACCUUCCCGGAUCACCGGGUGACCCGAAUGGCCAAUUUUAUAUUGGUGGAGAGAUUCAGCUCCAUGGCAAUGGUGGAGCAUAUAGUGGAUAUGGAACAUACAUUGGCGGUUGGAACAAUGGCGCUCCUUUCACCGUCUACUUUUACGGGGAAUUCUCUGAACACCCGGAAUCUGCUACUACAUUUACAGGUAGAAACACCGAUCCAAUGAGACAAUAUCAGACCUUAUCAAACGGAGGCAUGAGUUAUCCACUAUACGUGAACACGUCAGACAAGGCAAGCUCAGGGCCCAUGAAUGAUCGGAUAGGUGCGCUCUUUAGCUGGAAGAGUGGACCAGAGUCACAGAUCCGCUCAAGGGUAGGCAUUUCUUUUAUAUCUACCGAAAAAGCUCGUUCUUAUAUUCGAUCCGAAAUCCCAUCCUGGGAUCUUAACGAUACGGUGAAGUCGGCAAUAGAGGAAUGGAAUCGAGAUGUCUUUAGUAAACUCAGGGUGCCCCUUGAUAGUACCAUAAACCAGACAAAUGUGCGGUUGUUGUAUAGCUCCCUGUACUUCAUUCACUUGAUGCCUUCCGAUCGAACGGGAGAGAACCCGCUUUGGCAUUCGGAGGAGCCUCUUUGGGAUGACUUCUACACUCUUUGGGAUAUCUUCCGUUGCACGGUUAGCUUCUACCAUAUUUUUCAGCCUACUUACUACGAGUCGAUGACCCGGGGUCUUAUAGACAUUUGGAGACACCAAGGCUUUUUGCCGGACGGACGCUCAGGAAAUUGGAACGGGCUAGUCCAAGGAGGCUCAAAUGCUGAUAACAUGUUAGCUGAUGCAUACGUGAAAGGCCUACGUGGUGCAAUCAACUGGACGGAUGGUUAUGCAGCAAUGAAGACGAAUGCCGAGGUUAUUCCGUACAAUACAUAUGAUCCCACAGACUUCUCUGCAAGUACGAAGGAAGGACGAGGUGCCCUGGGAGAUUGGAUUGAGCUGGGAUAUGUUUCUCAAGACCGGAGCACACGCUGCAUUUCCAGGACAGUUGAGUAUAGCCUCAAUGAUUUUGCUCUCAGUCAAGUCGCAGCAGGCGAAAUGCCUAGCGAUCGGGAGAAGUACCUCAACCAGUCUGCAGGGUGGCAGAAGAUCUGGGAUCCAGACGUGCAGAGUUUGAAUUUUACGGGGUUUUUAGCGCCAAAGUUCUCCAAUGGUACCUUCAAUCAUACUGCUUAUAAUCCUUUAUAUUGCGAUGAGUGCGAGUGGCAUUCAUAUACCUAUGAGGGUACACCAUGGGAGUAUUCCUUUGUUAUCCCCCAUGACAUGGAGACACUAAUUGGUCUCAUGGGCGGCCCUGAUACUUUCGAGUCUCGCCUCGACCUGAUGUUUAAACCAAAUAUGUCUGUCCAGGACCUAGGUCCAAAUGGUGCCGGUAUCACAACACUGAUCAACAUCGGGAAUGAACCAGACUUUGCUACACCCUACCUCUACAACUAUAUCAACAAGCAAGCAAAGAGUGUACAGAGAUCCCGCAGUCUCGGAUAUCAAUAUUUUAAAGAUGCAGCCUAUGGUGUACCGGGAAACAGUGAUGCUGGGGCAAUGAACACUUGGCUCCUAUGGCAGAUGCUUGGGAUUUACCCCGUUGUCACGCAGCCCGUGUAUCUGAUCUCGUCUCCCUGGUUCCCUGACCUCAACAUGACUAUCAAUGGGAAUCACACGCUGCGAAUAACCGCAACAGGAUUGGACCAGGGAUAUUAUGUGCAAAGUGUGAAGCUCAACGGCCAACCCUGGCAAAAGAACUGGUUCGAGCACGAAGACCUCAUGGAACACGGUGGCAUCCUUGAGUUUGAGCUUGGCCCUGAGAUGAGAGCAUGGGAGACCGGCAGAGUACCUCCAUCGCCAGGACACUUGAAGGUGUAA
Molecule: messenger RNA, 2334 nt
Organism: Aspergillus alliaceus
Lineage: Eukaryota; Fungi; Ascomycota; Eurotiomycetes; Eurotiales; Aspergillaceae
Exons: 11
Coding region: 1-2334 (777 amino acids)
Biological process (GO): carbohydrate metabolic process; glycoprotein catabolic process; protein quality control for misfolded or incompletely synthesized proteins
Cellular component (GO): cytosol; nucleus
Molecular function (GO): carbohydrate binding; peptide-N4-(N-acetyl-beta-glucosaminyl)asparagine amidase activity
Source: RefSeq, a predicted model, not a curated record